Molecule: messenger RNA, 357 nt
Organism: Cutaneotrichosporon cavernicola
Lineage: Eukaryota; Fungi; Basidiomycota; Tremellomycetes; Trichosporonales; Trichosporonaceae
Exons: 3
Coding region: 1-357 (118 amino acids)
Source: RefSeq, a predicted model, not a curated record
AUGUCUAGCCAACCAGUCAACCUCGUCUCAGUGAACACGGCGCCGGAGCGCGCCCAGAAAGUCAUCGGCGCCGUCAUCGACAACGUCAAGGACAAGUACACGAUUGUACACGCCGGCAACUCGACCACGAUCGAGGGCGUCAAGCCGCUCCUGCUUAGUGUGCAGCCACCACCAGGGAUUCUGUUCUGCGCAUCGAUGUGGACGCCGGUCGAGCAGGAGGAGAUCCAGCGGAUCGCGCGCGAGACGAUCCCCGGUAUCAAGACGCACGCGAUCCCCACCGGCCUCCAGGUGCAGGUUGGUCCCGACGGGGUCGUCAAGUAUCUCAUGGAGCGCAUCGACGACAUCAUGAAGGCGUAG